AGGAGGACCCCAAAACCCAAAAUAGGAAAGGCUCGGCCCUUUUCGUCAUGAAUGAUCGUCGAGGUAUUCCGAUUGCUCCAUUGUUUUUAUAUACGUAUCUUUUAUCUUCGUUUGGAAAUUAAGGGUUCUGAUCCAGAAUGGAGAACAACAGCUACAAGGAUAGCCAAGAGAAUGAAAUAAAAAAACAGGAAGAUAAAAUCGAGAGUUUACAGCAGCAGCUAAUGAGUAGACGAGACAAUCGUCGUACAGUCCCUAAUCCACAUAGCUUUAAUGGUACCUAUUUGGAUCAGAGACUGAUCGAUUGGCUCGACACAAGAAAUGCCUUCAUGGUGGAAGGUGACUCAGGAGCUAUUAUAGAAUCGUUUAAUGAUGAUACAACUACAGUAGAAACUAAUGAUGAAUAUAAGCUGAAGCUUGAGCAAAUAUGUAUGCCACUAAAAUUCGAAACAUUAUCAUGGUGUGAUGAAAGGAAAAGGGAACUUAAAUCUACUGAAGAUGAAAGACGUUUACGCCAUUUCCUGUGUCGAGCCAUUUCAAAAAACGCACGUAUGAUUGCCGUUGACCUAGAUGUGUCCAAUUUGUUAGACCAUCUCUUUUCCAAAUUCUGCAUUACUGAUGACGAAUACAACGAACUCCAUUCUUUGGAUAAGUCCAAGAACCUUGCUAGAACCGUAUUAGGAGUAAUUUUAAGAAGGGAUUGUUGGACACUGCUGUCCUACAUUGACAUCAUUUUCGAGUGUGGUGAACAUAUAGCUAGAAGUAUCACGGCCGCAUAUGAUAGCAUUGUCAAUAAUUCAGACUCCCAAUGUGCUGAAACAGGGCGAUCAUGCUCACACUGCCUUCUGCUAGAAAGGACGGAGCCUAUUUUAAUUAUAGAUUCACUGAUAAGCCAUGACUAUGCAACAUUGUUGCCAUUUUACGAACAAGUUGCAAACUGCAGGGAUAACGUUCCAGAGAAGAGAAAAGAAUGGUGGGGUAACCUUAUGAAGCAUGUCCAUAAAGGCGGGGCUUCAGCAGAGGUGACACAAAUAAUUAUAGAAGCUCUAGAAGAAUGUAGAUUUCACUCGGAUAUUGUAAGAAACCUGCGUGAGGACCAAAGCAAACAUGUUAACAGCUUUCUGUGCACAAAUAUCCACAGUGUAAACUUGAACUCUAGUCCUCGUGCUGAAGUCGAAGAAUAUGACCCACGGAUGCAAGAACUAAAAGUUGUCGAUGAUGAAAACACAAACUUGAAAAUGUUUCAAACAAUAAAAUCUAAGGUCAUUGUGAAGAAGAUGCACCAGCUGAAAUCAUUUGAUUUAGAGAAUCUGUUUGACGACCAAAGACACAAUGAUAACGGUUUCAUGUAUAAAUAUACACACAAGUCUAGCCAAAGUACUGAGGAAAACAUAAAUGAACCGCGGAUGGAAGAAUUAAAAGAAGUUGAUUAUGAAAAUACUAAUAUAAAGAUGAUUCAAAACGCAACGGGGUCGUCUACAGUCACGGCAAAUGAUAUGCAAGAGCUGAUACUGUUUGGGUCAGGGUCGGGUGAAAGGAUGGGGCAUCAUUUUAAUGGCAACAGAAAUGGACAGGAUGGUGAAAACACAAAUACUAGGGAAGGUGAUCACAAUGAGUUACCGCAGUUAUCAAUUUUUUUUGUCACACACUCAAACAUUAAAAUUGUAAAUGGUAAAGACAACUGAAUGAAUUUACCUCGAAAGAUGCUCGAUUACGUCAGUUAAGGACAGCGAAAGGUCUGGGAACAUGGAUCUUGUUCAUUCGAGUCAUAAAGUUCGGACGGUAUUUGAGUCCUGGUGCGGGGUAUUUAUAUUUAUGUUUUGUUUAUAAGGAUUUUCCUAAUGACAAUAAAUCUUUUGUCAUCAUUCUUCGACAAUGUUGAAAAGUGCUUGUUACUGCCAUGGUUGAAAGAAAACACUGGUAUAGUAUCCAAUAAAUGCUAGCCGGUAUAUAACUGAGAUAAAUUGUACUAUUAAUUUAUCGUAUAGAAUUCUAGAUAUUGCAGCGCCGAUGAAGCAAAAUCUUUUUAUAUACAUGCAUUGUGUUUGUAUAAAAUGGUUGAAAAGUCAAAUGUUUAUUUACUACAAAACAAUGUUUGUUAAUAAUAUGUUAUUAUGUACACCAUGAACUUUAUUAUUACAUGUAUAUCAUUUUGAAUUUCAAUGAAUAUUGGGUGCGUGUAAAACAUACUAGCUGUGCCUCUUACAACAUACAAGCUACGUGUCGAAAAUGUGAUUUUUAAUGUGGAGAAAUGUGAGUUUGAUACCAUUGAUAGGAAAUGGAUAAUAAGGGGAUCAUGUAAAUAGUUUUAUAUAAUUUUUCUGUUGUGUUUAAGUGAGAUUGUAAGAUUUGUGUAUACCUUUAACAUAGAUUUAUAAGUUUCAUAUGAGAAGAGAAAUAUAAAUUUUUAUCUUGUCAAACAUGUCAGGGUAAAGAUUUUCUAAACUAUUUAAAAUAUAUAUAAAAAUCUUUUGAAAUGUAUAAAUAACAAUUUAUUUUAGAUAUUAACGUUAUCUUAUUGUGUUGUUUGAUCA
This is a messenger RNA of Ruditapes philippinarum (Manila clam), 2531 nucleotides long. RefSeq lists its product as uncharacterized. Lineage: Eukaryota; Metazoa; Mollusca; Bivalvia; Venerida; Veneridae. The coding region runs from base 138 to 1682 and encodes 514 amino acids. The record is from RefSeq and is a predicted model, not a curated record. The transcript has 3 exons.